AUGAAGAGUCAAUACAAAAAUCCAUCGCAGCACAAUGAUUUCAUGGAGUCGCGGAGACAACAGAGGGAAGUUUUGGGUGUGAGAGAGUGCCCUGGCAUUUGGGGAAAAUCUCCAGAACGAGCGGAAAGCGAUGUAGACGAAGACGAAAAACACCUAGAAAAGGACAUUGAGAAGAAAAACAAGAGAAAACUGAAAACUAAGAAGGUGAAGAAAGAGAAAAAACGCAAAAAGGACAAAAAGAAAAAGAGCAAAAAGGCAAAGAAACGCAAAGUAUCCACCAGUUGCAGUGAUAGUGAGAGUGGUUCCGAAACUGAAGUGUGGGUAGAAAAACCAGCCACAGUUAAACAAGACCUAACAUCAGACAACGAAGAGUCCGUUAUAGGCCCUUCGCAGAAGUCUCAUGCUACGCUCACUCACAAAGAAAUGGGCAAAGCCUUGCUUCCCGGUGAAGGUGCCGCAAUGGCCGCUUACGUAGCCGAAGGGAAACGUAUCCCUCGAAGAGGUGAAAUCGGACUGACUUCCGAUGAAAUAGCCACUUACGAGUCCGUGGGAUAUGUCAUGUCUGGUUCGAGGCAUCGAAGAAUGGAGGCUGUGCGUAUUAGAAAGGAGAACCAAAUUUAUUCGGCCGAUGAGAAAAGAGCUUUGGCUAUGUUCAGUAAAGAGGAGAGACAGAAAAGGGAGAAUCUUAUAUUGGGACAAUUCAAAGAUAUGGUUAAUUCUAAGUUGGCUGAAAAAAAUAAAUAG
Molecule: messenger RNA, 744 nt
Organism: Phyllotreta striolata
Lineage: Eukaryota; Metazoa; Arthropoda; Insecta; Coleoptera; Chrysomelidae
Source: the annotation of a GenBank genome assembly